AUGGGACAAUUAUUAAACUUGAAAAAGGUCAAAUCUGAUUCACAAAAUGAUUUCUUGGUGAAUUCACUAGAGACUAUAACUUCAUUAAUGGAUAAUGUUUAUUUGAUUACAAAAUUUGGUAUUGGACAAAAUUCAAAGUUUUUAUCCAAGAUUGGUUCAAAUGCAAGUAAAGUUUGGUUCGUAACUUUAUUAAUCACAAUAAGAAAGAUAAUUAAAGAUUUAAUCAGGUUGUAUAAUUUGAAAACACAAGUUUGGAAAGAGAUUAAAUUUUGUGAGAUGGAACAAUUGCACAAUCCUUUAGCUAAAUUGAUACUUGAGAAAUAUGAAUUAAAAUUGCAAGAUAUACAAAAUGAUAUACUUGGUGGUGCUUUAGAGCUAGUUGGAAGUUUAAAUGAUUUGUUUUUCGUCUCUAUUGAGAUUUUCAAAUUGAAAGUGCCCCGUUGGAUAGAGAAAUUGAUUGGUUUUAUAUCUGCAGCUAUGAUGAUUUAUAGAAUGUCCAAAAGAUCAUAA
Messenger RNA from Hansenula anomala, 510 nucleotides. RefSeq lists its product as uncharacterized. NCBI's taxonomy places the organism in Eukaryota, Fungi, Ascomycota, Saccharomycetes, Phaffomycetales, Wickerhamomycetaceae. The transcript has a single exon. The coding region runs from base 1 to 510 and encodes 169 amino acids. Gene Ontology annotation, biological process: peroxisome fission. Gene Ontology annotation, cellular component: peroxisomal membrane. The record is from RefSeq and is a predicted model, not a curated record.